AUGUCUUCUUCUUCCUCUUCUUCUUCUUCGUCGUCAACUCACGGAUAUGAACAUGUGAGUUUUGGAAUUGUUUGGGAAUGAAAGGUGUUAAAAAAUGAACCUGAAGAUUCCCCGACCUUUGAUUUCCCAAAAAAAUAAAAAAUUUUCACUGGCUGAAUUUCCAAAUUUAUAAUUACAGUUUCCACGAAACAGCGAAUACGACAAAUUCUUUCACACCAAGCGACUUCUUUUAGAAAACCAAGAGGUAAAAUUCAAAUUUCAAAUUUAAAACCAUUUAAAUUUUUUUUCCUUCAGUACCUACGACCGGAGUAUGUUCAAAAAAGUAUUGAAAUGAUGAAAGAAGCCGACGAGUAUAUUGUAAGUUUACAGAAAUCAAGUUUAGCCUAACUAAGAAAAACAAUUUCAAAAUUUUCAGGAAAAGGGGGUGAUGCGACUUCGAGGCGAGAAUUCAACGCACGAUUAUUUUCGAGAAUAUUUUCUAUUACCAUCCAAAACUAACCAAAACAUCAACAACAACAACUCGACGAACGAGAAAUGCAAAAAAUGA
Caenorhabditis angaria is the source of this 547-nucleotide messenger RNA. Lineage: Eukaryota; Metazoa; Nematoda; Chromadorea; Rhabditida; Rhabditidae. The record is from the annotation of a GenBank genome assembly.